This is a messenger RNA of Lemur catta (Ring-tailed lemur), 1429 nucleotides long. It is a transcript of the gene PTF1A, whose product is annotated as pancreas associated transcription factor 1a. The record is from RefSeq and is a predicted model, not a curated record. Lineage: Eukaryota; Metazoa; Chordata; Mammalia; Primates; Lemuridae. Gene Ontology annotation, biological process: regulation of transcription by RNA polymerase II; developmental process. Bases 65 to 1069 code for a protein of 334 amino acids. Gene Ontology annotation, molecular function: DNA-binding transcription factor activity, RNA polymerase II-specific; protein dimerization activity; RNA polymerase II transcription regulatory region sequence-specific DNA binding. The transcript is spliced from 2 exons.
GCGGCAAACCUCCGCGGGACCCCCUCGACGAGCCGGCCGCCCCGGGCCCACGGCGGCGGCGAGCAUGGACGCGGUGCUGUUGGAGCACUUCCCCGGGGGCCUGGAUGCCUUCCCUUCUCCGUACUUCGACGAGGAGGACUUCUUCACCGACCAGUCCUCCCGGGACCCUCUGGAGGACGGCGAUGAGCUGCUGGCGGACGAGCAGGCCGAGGUGGAGUUCCUGAGCCACCAGCUGCACGAGUAUUGCUACCGCGACGGGGCGUGCCUGCUGCUGCAGCCCGCGCCCUCGACCGCCCCGCUCGCGCUCGCCCCGCCGCCCUCGGGGGGCCCCGGAGAGCCGGGGGACGGCGGCGGCGGCGGCGGCGGCGGCGGCGGCAGCUACUGCUGCGACGCGGGGGCGCCCCCCGGCGGCUUCCCCUACUCGCCCGGCUCGCCGCCCUCUUGCCUGGCCUACCCGUGCGCCGGGGCGGCCGUGCUGUCCCCCGGGGCGCGGCUGCGGGGCCUGAGCGGCGCGGCGGCGGCAGCGGCGGGGCGGCGGCGGCGGGUGCGCUCCGAGGCCGAGCUGCAGCAGCUGCGGCAGGCGGCCAACGUGCGCGAGCGGCGGCGCAUGCAGUCCAUCAACGACGCCUUCGAGGGGCUGCGCUCGCACAUCCCCACGCUGCCCUACGAGAAGCGCCUCUCCAAGGUGGACACGCUGCGCCUGGCCAUCGGCUACAUCAACUUCCUCAGCGAGCUCGUGCAGGCCGACCUGCCACUGCGCGGCGGCGGUGCGGGCGGCUGCGGGGGUCUGGGUGGCGGCGGGCGCCUGGGCGGGGACAGCCCGGGCAGCCAGGCCCAGAAGGUCAUCAUCUGCCAUCGGGGCACGCGGUCACCCUCCCCCAGCGACCCGGAUUAUGGCCUCCCCCCGCUGGCAGGGCACUCUCUCUCAUGGACUGAUGAAAAACAACUCAAAGAGCAAAAUAUUAUCCGAACAGCCAAAGUGUGGACCCCAGAAGACCCCAGAAAACUCAACAGCAAAUCUUCCUUCAACAAUAUAGAAAACGAACCGCCCUUUGAGUUUGUGUCCUGAGAAGUCCCAGGCUCAGCUGAGGACCUGAUUAUGUCUCUGUGCAUAUUGUACAUGUAAAUAUCUAUAAUGUAAAUGUAAUUUAAGAAUCAGAUUUUUCUAAUGGCAAUCAGCUCUUUGUUAUUUAUCUAUUUAUUAUCCUGUUGAGUUAAUGAAAUAGGUGCUCUCUUUUGAAAUAUAUAAUUUAUAUAAUUUAUCCUGAUUUUCUGAAAAUAUGCAAUAGCCUAUGAUUCCCUCGGCACCUUUGGCAGACCUCUGCGUUGUUGGAAGAACUCUGGCCCGAAAACUUCAUGCUUAUUUAUUGCCAGAUAUGGUUUAUUUCUAAGCGUUCUUAAUAAAUGCUAUGUACACCUUUUUCUUAAA